AUGAGCUCCUACUUUGUCAAUCCGCUGUACUCCAAGUACAAGGCGGCGGCGGCAGCGGCGGCGGCGGCGGGGGAGCCCAUCAAUCCCCCGUACUACGACUGUCACUUCGCGCCCGAGGUGAGCAGCCGCCACGCCGCCGCCGCGGCCGCUGCCGCCGCCCUGCUCUACGGGAACGGCGCGGCCGCCGCCGGCUUCCCGCACCCCGUGCCCGGCGGGGCGGGGGGCGGCGGCGGCGCGGCCGCGGACUUUUACCACCCAGCCGGGGGGAGCCCCACGGCCGCCUACCAGCCGCCUCCUCCUCCCCCCGCCGCGCCUCCGCCUCCUGCCCCCUGCAGCGGGGUUACCUGUCACGGGGAGCCCGCUAAAUUUUACGGAUACGAUAACUUACAGAGACAGCAGAUUUUUACGACACAGCAAGAGGCCGAGCUGGUACAAUAUCCUGAUUGUAAAUCGUCCAGUGCUAAUAUUGGCGAGGAACCAGACCACUUAAAUCAGAGCUCGUCUCCUGCUCAAAUGUUUCCCUGGAUGAGACCACAAGCAGCGCCGGGUAGGAGGAGAGGAAGACAAACGUACAGCCGAUUCCAGACUCUAGAGCUGGAAAAGGAGUUCCUCUUUAACCCCUAUCUGACCAGGAAGAGGAGGAUCGAGGUGUCCCACGCACUAGGACUUACUGAGAGGCAGGUAAAGAUCUGGUUUCAGAAUAGAAGGAUGAAAUGGAAAAAAGAGAACAACAAGGACAAAUUCCCUGCUUCCAGACAGGAGGGAAAGGAAGGAGAGGCCAAAAAGGAAGCACAUGAUCUGGAAGAAGACAUAGCUGAAGGCCAGACGAAUUAAAUUUUGACCUAAAAGCCUUUGUGAAAGGCUGUCAAAAAUCACCAGACAUCUCGGCGCGUCUCCUACUAUACACAGUCCUGC
This is a messenger RNA of Colius striatus (speckled mousebird), 915 nucleotides long. RefSeq names its product homeobox D8 (gene HOXD8). The transcript is spliced from 2 exons. The record is from RefSeq and is a predicted model, not a curated record. Gene Ontology annotation, molecular function: DNA-binding transcription factor activity, RNA polymerase II-specific; RNA polymerase II transcription regulatory region sequence-specific DNA binding. NCBI's taxonomy places the organism in Eukaryota, Metazoa, Chordata, Aves, Coliiformes, Coliidae. Gene Ontology annotation, biological process: regulation of transcription by RNA polymerase II. The coding region runs from base 1 to 834 and encodes 277 amino acids. Gene Ontology annotation, cellular component: nucleus.